Messenger RNA from Acipenser ruthenus (sterlet), 1103 nucleotides. RefSeq lists its product as uncharacterized. Bases 31 to 942 code for a protein of 303 amino acids. The transcript is spliced from 6 exons. The record is from RefSeq and is a predicted model, not a curated record. Lineage: Eukaryota; Metazoa; Chordata; Actinopteri; Acipenseriformes; Acipenseridae.
AUCUGUAUAUUUAGGUAUCCAGACCACAUAAUGUACAGUACUGUGCUAAGUACUUUGUGCUGUAAGUACAGAUUUCUAAGGGAUGACAGCCAAACUGGAUAUGCUACUCUACUUGAAAUACUGAGAAAUAAAUUCAAAAAAGAGAGAAAGACACUUAUUUCAGUGGAGACUGUAGAAGACAUGAAAAAAAAGUUUGGUGCUGUGGGUCGAGGAAGGAAGCGUGCACCAGAGCAACAGGAACCGCUCAUGGAAAAGAGAAGAGAAUCUAUGCAAAGUGAGGAGUUCCCAGGAGAAGACGAGCAUAGUACUGUACACACUCGGGAAAGAAUGAUGGAGAAGAAGUCCACUGAAGAAGUCCUUGGUCUGUUUCCAUUCCUAAAGCAUCCUAAACUGCUGUUGCACGAAGUAGAACUACGUUUUGGAGUAAACUUGGAACGGAACCUAAUGAGUGGCCUAUCCAGAAUGGUAGAUCCUAUUUUCAGACUUUCUAGUGGGCAUCUUCUAACUACUGUGAUGUCCUACAUUGAAGAUGCUUCAGAUAAGACACAGGAAAAUGGACUGAGAAUGAAUGCUGCAUUGUUGCUGUUGCCAGCUUUGUUUCGAGAGAGGGAAAAUCUGUUGUUUGUUGUUGACCAAGUACCACCAUCACCUACGCCAACUAUCGUUUUCAAGGGAACAACAAGCCCAUUGGCAGCAGAUGACAUCUCUGUUUGUGUUGAUGGAAUUGAGAUACUCAGUGAUUAUCCAGGAAUGGAUAUCACCCUUGCUGUUGAAUGUAUUUUUUCUCUUUAUUUUUCCUUGGGCAUUGAGUAUCCUAAAGCUCUAAAAAAUUUUCUGACUUUCAUGGAAAGGUACUUCAUGAAGCUGAGUACCUCUGACAAAGUACCUUUGCCAGUGUUAAAGAUGUACAGUCAAAUAACUGCACUUUUACUUGGGGAAUAAUUAUAUUGAUCUGAUGGAAUGCCAUUUUAACAUUUAAUCUGAAAUUAAAUGAAUUUAUUGUGUCAACUAUUUAAUUUGAUUACAAAAACAGAAUGUUUGAUAUAAAAAUGUAAUUGUACAUAUCAAAAAAAGUAUUUAUUUUAAAUGUAAAUGGCUGAUUA